CCGCAGCAAACCAAAAUUAUCCCAUUUCCUUCAUUUGACUGGACUAAUCUGGCGUUUGUUAGUUUACCCGGAGCCUUCAAUUCUAAAUGAGUCAACACCUCUAUGACCUCGACUUAAGCCACCCUCGAGCUACGGAAAUUCUUUAGAAUUGAUAAAUAGACAUUUGAUUAUUUAUCACUAAUAAAAAUGCAAAAUGACAUGAUUUAUGUUUGUGCGCCAAGCUACGAGACGUAUUGUUUCUGCGCGUAUUAUAGCUGUAGUUCAACAGUAAUUGUUGUAGUUGUCAGCAAAUCACGAUUCUUUUUUUAAAUUUAUAAAUAGACGUUUAAACCCUGAAAAGAUAUGCGUUUGACAUCUAGCUGCCAUUAAAUCUUCAAAUUGCCGUGACUUUAUUAUUUAAAGUAAGUUAGAAACUUUAUGACCUUGGCUUAAACUACCUUUAUAACAGAGCGAGGAGAAGUUGGAUCUUUCUAGAUUUCUGUUUAUUUACCAACAUGGGCUCCUUGGUACCUCGGAAGAAAGAGUCGAUUUUACCCAAAACUGCUCGAUAGUAAUACUGAGCAAACUCUGCCCUUUUGACUCCUCAGGUAUGCCAACAAUUUAUGCUAUUUUCAACGACGAGCAAUAGAAAUUCUAAUUUCAAAGAUAAAAUUAUGGUAAAAUACACGAAUAAAGAUUACGAAAAUAUGAUACAAUGUUACAAGGCUUGUGAUCAUAAUUCGGUUAAAGCGUCAGCAAUGUACCGAAAAUUAUAUCCAAAUUGUGGAUCACCGUCUCCCAGAACAAUUCUAUUAGCGAUGAAUCGACAGAGAACAACCGGAAAUGUGACAGUAGUGCGUGAAUAUGUCGAGACACCGUCAAAAGUACGAGAACAGAGGAUAGAAAAAGUUUUGGCAGCGUAUGAGUCGUCAGAUAAUAUCAGUGGAAAUGAAAUUGCUAAACAAGUGGGUGUGCCGAAAUCCACGACGCAUACAAUUUUGAAAAAAAAGAAAGAUUCGAAAAAACUAAGGGAAAAUGAAGGAGACGGAUGUUUGAUAGAUCUACAAAGAGAAGGGAGUUCGCACCAUAAUUCAAGGAUACAAAGAAAUGCAGAUAGUGAAACGGUUGAUCUGGAUGAUCCAACGUGGAUGCCCGAAACAUAAAUAGUUGAUAAUUUAUAAAAUACGAUUUUUUUUUAAAUAACAAUAGUUUAGCUUAUUUUAUAAAAAUUAUAAAAACAAUGUGAGUCAUGAUUUUCUACGUGAGUGCCAAGAAAAUUAUGUUGUUAUUUGUGAGCAUAGUACUGAGUGCACCAUUCAUUGAGUCAUUAAACGCUUGAUAUAAAUGAAAAAAUUAAACUAAAAAUUCUGUUUGAAAUUAAAGUUAUCAAUUAGAGCUCUUCGAAUAAAAUAAUCUUUGUUAUAAAAUUGCGAGUUGACAAUUUAUGCAUGAGCACCGAGUAAAAAGUGGUGUA
Chelonus insularis is the source of this 1453-nucleotide messenger RNA. RefSeq lists its product as uncharacterized. NCBI's taxonomy places the organism in Eukaryota, Metazoa, Arthropoda, Insecta, Hymenoptera, Braconidae. The transcript is spliced from 3 exons. Gene Ontology annotation, molecular function: DNA binding. The coding region runs from base 603 to 1142 and encodes 179 amino acids. The record is from RefSeq and is a predicted model, not a curated record.